UAAUAAUAAUAAUAAAUAUUUUGUUUUUCAUGGCCUGUGUUUUGCCAAGUAGAGUAAGUUGGUUAGCUUGCAAAUUAAGAAAUAAAAAAGUAUCUACACAAUCAGGUUAAUAAUCUCUUUCUCCAAUUUCAUAGACUAUUUCUUCUUCUUCUUCUACUACUACUACUACUACAAUGGAGAUUUUCCAAACUACUGAAGGAGACCCAAAACAAGAGUCCACGCAAAAGAAGACGCCGCCAUUGAUUCUGCUAGAUCAAACGACAGAGCCAGAACCAGGGCCUCCCCACGAAGCUCUGUUCCUGGCCUUGGCUUACCUUCCCGUGUUUGAGCUUCUCGCAAUGAGUGAAGUCUGCGUUUCGCUAAGGGAUUCGGUCAAAAGGGACGAUGUUCUCCCGUGGCUAAACGUCGUCGUUCAAAGGCCUCUCGACAGUCGAUUGUCUGAUCAGACUUUGAUGCGAAUCGCUUCCAUGGCCAGAGGUAGGUUGACAACUCUGGCUCUCGUGAACUGCUCUCAGGUUACUGAUCACGGACUUCAGUGUGUGGUAGAGCAGAAUCCUGUCAUCGAAAAGCUCUUCAUACCGGGAUGUACAGGGUUGACGCCUGAGGGAGUCAUAAGAGCUGUAAAGACAUUAUCCCAACACGGCCACACCUUAAAAAACCUAUGGAUAAAUGGCAUUAACGAGAUUGAAAAACACCACCUUGAAACACUUCACUCUUGUCUUCAAAAUAACAUGACAAAGCAGCAAAAACCUUGGCCUUUUCUCCUAUUUCAUGAGUACAGAAACUUCUCAACAAUCAGACACUACAAAUAUCAGCCAAUGAUAGACAUGGAAAUCUGCCCGCGAUGCAAAGAGUUGAGAGCAAUAUUCGACUGCGCAAGUAAAGCCUGCAAGGCAAAGAUGGAGAAGAGCUCGAUGUUGGGUUGCAGAGGCUGCAUCUUUUGCAUCCCGAGAUGCAUAGAGUGCGGUCGAUGUUUCGAGUCUGUAGAGCAAGAAGAAGCUGUUUGUGAAGACUGCUUAUGCCUGGAUUGCUGGCUCCAACUUCCCAAGUGCAAUUUUUGUAACAAACCAUACUGUAGGCAGCAUGCUGAGGAGAAAGGCUGCUGUUCUUUGGAAUCUGCUGGGUUUGUCUGUGAAGCUUGUAAACAAAGUCAAUACAACAGUGACGAUGAAUGAGAAUGAAACUUGUUAUAGUUUCGUACAUCUUUGUAUGAUGAAAAAAGUAGUUGAAUGUAUAAAUGGUGAACCACACGAAUAUAAUGUAGUUUCAUUUCAAGAAGAAAGUGGUACAUUUCAUUUCA
Molecule: messenger RNA, 1300 nt
Organism: Humulus lupulus (European hop)
Lineage: Eukaryota; Viridiplantae; Streptophyta; Magnoliopsida; Rosales; Cannabaceae
Product: F-box protein SKIP28
Exons: 2
Coding region: 174-1175 (333 amino acids)
Cellular component (GO): cytoplasm
Source: RefSeq, a predicted model, not a curated record